Messenger RNA from Penicillium concentricum, 1593 nucleotides. RefSeq names its product cytochrome P450. The record is from RefSeq and is a predicted model, not a curated record. Lineage: Eukaryota; Fungi; Ascomycota; Eurotiomycetes; Eurotiales; Aspergillaceae. The transcript has 7 exons. Bases 1 to 1593 code for a protein of 530 amino acids. Gene Ontology annotation, molecular function: monooxygenase activity; iron ion binding; heme binding.
AUGAUUAUAAUAUAUUUCACCCUCGCUCUACUUUUGGGGUUGUUGGGGCUGUAUACGCUCAAGUCCUAUUUCAUCUCAUCCAAUUCUCUUCCUCUUCCACCUGGUCCUCCCCGGAUACCCAUCAUUGGUAAUUUUUUUGAUUUUCCAAAGUCGGGAUCCAACGCAUGGGAACAUUGGUUGAAGCACAAGGAUCUUUAUGGCCCCAUCAGUUCACUUGUCACAGCCGGACGAACCCUCAUCAUUCUCAACAAGGCGGAGAUGGCAAUUGAUCUAAUGGAGAAGCGAUCAGCCAUUUACUCGUCGCGUCCACAGUCUGUAUUUUGCGCUGACUUAGUCGGCUGGAAGCGCAUGGUGGUCGUCAAUGGUGAUGCAGCUGUGGUCCGUACACACCGAAAAUACAUCACGGGCUUGCUUGGAUCGAAAAAUUCCAUCUUAAACAGGCAUACUCAACUUGAUCUUGGGGCCAGAUAUCUUUUAUUGCAAAUACUUCAGCAGCCUGAUUCUCUGAUUGAGAAUAUUCGACGUUUUACCGGAGCGAGCAUACUAGACAUGGUCUAUGGGUACAAAGUCGAGCCGUCUGGGACAGACUCUCUCGUCGAUCUUGCCGAACUUUCUACCUCGCAAUUCUCCAUCGCAAUGCAGCCUGGGGCGUGGGUUGUUGAUAGGAUCCCUAUAUUAAAAUACCUUCCCGCUUGGUUCCCAGGAGCCGGAUUUCAACAUACAGCGCGGGAAUGGGCUGAUACUUUGACCACCUUGGCGGAAAAGCCUUAUGCAUUCGUCCUUCACCAACGAAGCAAGAAGAAGGCUAUGGAUUCAUACGUCUCCAGACACUUGGACGCACUGGAUAACCCUGCCACGCCGGAGGAGAAAUAUGUGAUUAAAUGGACAGCAGCCAUCAUGUAUGCCGGUGCUGCAGAUACCACCGUCUCGGCAGUCUCAACUUUCUUUCUCGCCAUGGCCCUGUUUCCAGAUGCCCAGCGCCAGGCUCAAGCGGAGCUUGAUCGGGUGGUAGGGUCAAGACUUCCCACCAUAGACGAUCGUCCUAAUCUACCGUAUGUAGACGCUCUCAUGAAGGAAGUCAUGCGUUGGCAUCCUGUUGCACCCUUAGGGCUUCCCCAUAUGACCACAGAAGAGGAUGAAUAUUGUGGAUAUCGGAUUCCAAAGGGGGCAGUUUUAGUUCCAAACGUCUGGUCAUUCACACACGAUCCAGAAAUGUAUAAUCAGCCGAUGUCAUUCAAUCCUGGCCGAUUCUUGCAACACGAGAACGGCCCCCCUCCUGAGUUUGAUCCUCAGAAGUUGGUCUUUGGAUUCGGGCGCCGGAUCUGUCCUGGUCGUUAUCUCGCCGAUGCAAGCCUCUUUAUCACUAUUUCAAAGUUACUUGCGGUUUUCAAUAUUUCAAAAGGUCUUGGAGAGGAUGGCAAGGAGAUGGAUUUCCCAGUUGGAUUCCAACCUGGUAUGAUCAGUCAUCCAUCGCCAUUCCGUGUCCAAAUUCGACCGCGCAGUGAACAUGCCCAAAUGCUGAUUAGGUCUGUUGAUACGGAGGAACCGUGGUUAAAGGGGGAUUCCGAGAUAUUUGAUGAUAUUAAGUUCUAA